AUGAACAACGAACGAACACCUUCGAAAAGUAACGGCAAGAUUUCAUCAUUGCUCAAUGAUGAUGAGCAUCACCCAGCCACCAACGGUCAAAACAAGGAGAUAACAACGACCAACAGCAAUGGAAAAGCAUCUCCAAGAAUCAAAAAGGAAAUCAACAUUUUUAAAUCCCCUAAAGAUGUCACCCCAAAAUCUAACAUUACUUCAAAUGUCAACUCCAAAAAUACCAAGAAAACUACUUCAAAGACCGCAACCGCUCCGAAAGUCAAACCUGACAAAAAUCCACGUAAGAGACCUCUUUCACCUUCGGAUUCAGAAGGAGGUAGAGAAGCCUCACAAGAACCCGAAAAAUGCCAUCAUCCUAAACAUGAUGAAUACACUCAGGAUAUUCUUCCUCCAGUCAACAAACGAGCUAAGCUCGAUAAGCCACCAAAAUUGGUUGGCAUGCCUAAGCGAUUAGAAGGUGUAUUGAAUAUAGAUCGUGGUACUAAAAUGUGUAGUCGAUGUAUCAAUCAAACGGAUAGAGAUCCACAGUAUACUUCUCACAAGAAAUAUGUCUCUCGUAAAUCCGUUUACAAGAAAAACGAACGUGCAAGGCUCAAAAUCGACAUGAACGGCGCAACCGAAUAA
Funneliformis geosporum is the source of this 627-nucleotide messenger RNA. The record is from the annotation of a GenBank genome assembly. Lineage: Eukaryota; Fungi; Glomeromycota; Glomeromycetes; Glomerales; Glomeraceae.